This is a messenger RNA of Castor canadensis (American beaver), 537 nucleotides long. Its product is annotated as keratin-associated protein 13-1-like. Lineage: Eukaryota; Metazoa; Chordata; Mammalia; Rodentia; Castoridae. The record is from RefSeq and is a predicted model, not a curated record.
AACUCAGAAUCUUCUCAGUUGCAUUCAGCUGAACCCAUACCUGCUGUCAGUAUGUCUUACAGCUGCUGCUCUAGAAACUUCUCCAGCUCCGUCGGGGACCACCUGCAAUAUCCAGGCUCUUCCUGUGGAACUUCCGACCACAGCAACCUGGUCCACAGCACUAACCUGUGCUCUCCUAGACCCUGCCAUCUGGGCUCCACUCUCCACAGUGGCUGUCAGGACACGAUCUACAGACCCAUCAGAUCCCAGACACCUUAUGUGGUGUCCAGCCCCUGCCACACACCCUGCCACCGCCCCAGGAUCUCCACACUUUGUGAUCCUCGCCAGACGAAUUCUGGAACUCUGGGUUGUGGAUCCAGCAGCUGCUCUCGCCCAGUGAGCUGUGGAUCCAGUGGCCUCAGACCCCUGGGUUACAGACCCCAGGGCUUCUCUUCCCUGGGCUGUGGAUCUGGAUUAUACCGCCCAUCCUACUUGCCUUCUAGUGCCUGCCAGUCUUCUUGUUACAGGCCAACCUGUGGAACUGGAUCUGGGUUCUGA